This is a messenger RNA of Gamsiella multidivaricata, 2316 nucleotides long. RefSeq lists its product as uncharacterized. Lineage: Eukaryota; Fungi; Mortierellomycota; Mortierellomycetes; Mortierellales; Mortierellaceae. Bases 1 to 2316 code for a protein of 771 amino acids. The record is from RefSeq and is a predicted model, not a curated record. The transcript has 3 exons.
AUGUCGGAUGGGAAAGCACCCAAACCGCAGUGGAAUCCAUCCAUCGCCCCCGCCACGUUCAGCCCCACCUUCCGCCCACAAAACAGGACUAUUACGCGAUCAGUCGAGCCUAGUUCACCAAGAACGCCACUGAGCAGACUACCCCAGCAGCAGAAACUAAGCCUGUCAACUAGUCCCAAUCCGGUAGAGACAGGUUCUGCUUCAGAGAGGUCGUCAACCACGGUCACUCGUGAUAACGCGUCGAGCCCGCCGUCAACGAUGCUAGGAUUCUCGUUUACGCCCAUUAUGUCCUCACAGUCAUGGUUUCCGUAUCUUACGCCAUCUGCGUAUUGUCCAAGACCUUUGUCAUCUUCGCCUCCCGAGAACCCAGUCUCGUCGCCGGUGGCCACCACUCUUACACAAGAGUCAUAUCGUUCCCUCACAAGCACCCCCGACCCCCAUCACGUAGCGACGUCUUCAUUGAAGAGCAGUACUUCAAGCGUGGGCAAAGGGAAAUGCAUGCUCAAUCCCGGUUGGUCGGGAGCGUCGCCUCAUCCGCCUGUGAGCCCUGUGCAUCCCACGUGGUCUGCAUUUGAAAGCACAGACCGCGGUAAGGGGAGGGGGAAGCACAGCCUUCUGAGGUUGAGACAACCCAUGAGCUUCUUGGCGUCAUCUCCGAACUCGGAACACAGCCUACCGUCAUCAGGCGACGAGGACGAAGUUGAGCACGGGUCUCAGGAUACGACGUCUUCGCUACCUCAAGACACCACCUUUUCGCAACCGCAAGCACAUCCUCAGGUUACCCCCCCUCCAUUUCCGGCAUUCAGUUCCCGAUCCUUCACCGCCAUGAGGCCCCACUUAAUGACUAUGACGCGUCUGGAGGACUAUGCGAACCAUUUGAAUUGUAUGGCAAAGAUGAUCACGGAGCAGACGCUACCGCAGCUGUUCAGGGAUCACUCCUUGGCCAUGAACGAUCUGCAACAUGAUAUCUCCGGCAUGGCGAGCAGGGAUCAAGCGCGGCUGAGUGAGAGGCUGUCAGGUCUGCGUGCGAAGUUCAGCGACAUUCCAGAAGCCGUAGAAAGCACUCCUCAAGACCCUCAUCCCAAUAAAGUCGAAAGCGAGGAAGAGAAGAGGACAGGACAAGAGCACCAGCACAAAUACAAGGAUGAGGAGUAUUUCGCCAACUUAGAGGUCUCCCAGCUGAGUGAGUUUACCUCCCAAGGGUUGGAUAUCGAUGCACGAGUCUCGACUACCACCAACCCCCUGAGAAAAAAGGCGCGCCUUGAUCAGGACGAUAGUGGAGUUCGCAGUCAACAAGACGAUUAUGGAGGCACUGAACAAAGCCAAGCAGACCAGCACUUCGAGUUAUCUGAUUAUCUGAUCACGCAGGAGAUAUGGACAUCCUCAUGCAUCGCGGGAAGUCACCAGCAAGCCAUGGGCCCUUGCUCAGCGGCAGUCUCCAUGGAAACCGAUAAUGUGAAUGUCAGGAAGCACAAGAGGAGCGACGAGAGUGACCUUACAUCCUCUUCGCCCUUGAAAUCCCAGAAUUAUCUCUCAGGAAAUGUUACUUCUCAGUCAGCUACACAACAGACAAACACGAUCGAUCCAAAUAACUUGCAGCGUGCUACAUCUGCAUAUCAAUCUACUUCCUCAAUUUCUGAGAAUCAAGCCAGCCAUUCGAAGGCUGCCAAGACUGCCAAGAGUGCCUUUAAGGAACAGACUAUGGUGCAGCAACACGAGCAGGACACGCCAGAGACAAAGGAAUCUUUCACACGGGGAGUCAUGAUCUCAAACUGGAAUAUUGUUCUGUCAGACCACAUCCAUUGUUUGCUUGAGUGCAGCAAUUACGCAAGGAUGUAUGUGCAGUUAGACACCCCGCGAGUCUUCAUGGGCAUGGAGCAGACAGCAAACACACUUCCUUCUUCUCAGGGUUCAGUAUUAUCCUCAUAUGAGCGACCACACGCACAAGGAACACUAAGUAAUACUCCCACGGGUCCAUCUCAAGCACAGCAGCGCGCCCAGCAGCUCCGUUCAAAGGUGGCAGCCGAAGUCGCUUUAUUGGCAAAAGGGGCGAAUGAAAUUUUCAGCGCAAUCACCAAGUAUCAUGCCGUGCGGUCUGGACUACUGCUCAAAAUCGAGCGAGAGCGCGCAGCAAUGAAUAAUCGAGGCCAGCACAGUGGAUACGUGAGGGCACUGGAGCAGCAAGUCGAGUUCCUGGAUUAUCGACAUGCUCAUCGCCUGUGGCUCUGGGGACUGGACAUGCAGUCCAGUUGCGUGGUCCUCUACCGAGUGCUCCGCACGAUGCUUCCACGGUUGGGAUCACGAUCGCGAGUGUGA